AUGACCUCUAAUGCAGACACAGGCUCUCCGCUCGUGUUCUUCAAAAGAAGGGAAGGCAAGAUGAAGAGCUCUUUGUUGCUGUGCGUGGCCUUGGCUGUCUCCUUGGGGUUCAUCCAUGUGGCAGGUUAUCCACAGGACUCCGGAGACAACGAGCAAGUGCUGGUUAAUAACAAGUGUCAGUGUGUAACAGUGACCUCAAAGUUCAUCCCAUCCAAAGAAAAUCCUGGUGAAGAGAUCCUGGAGAGGAACAUACGCAUCCUAGUCCCCCUGAAGGCUCGAGAGAACAUCUCUGACCCCAUGUCCCCGCUCAGAACCACUUUUGUCUACCGCAUGACUGAACUCUGCAAAAAAUGCGAUCCCGUAGAAAUUGAGCUGGGUGGCGAGAUAUACCAGGCCCAGCAGAGCACCUCCUGCAACGAACCUGAAACCUGCUAUACCUACAACAGGGACAAGUGCUACACCUCAACCUUCCCAUUGGUCUACAACAGGGAGAUCAAAAACGUUAAGGCAGCUCUGACACCAGCAUCCUGCUACGCCGAAUAG
Pelecanus crispus (Dalmatian pelican) is the source of this 543-nucleotide messenger RNA. The record is from RefSeq and is a predicted model, not a curated record. NCBI's taxonomy places the organism in Eukaryota, Metazoa, Chordata, Aves, Pelecaniformes, Pelecanidae.